Molecule: messenger RNA, 854 nt
Organism: Pyrus x bretschneideri (Chinese white pear)
Lineage: Eukaryota; Viridiplantae; Streptophyta; Magnoliopsida; Rosales; Rosaceae
Product: dirigent protein 6
Exons: 1
Coding region: 172-762 (196 amino acids)
Source: RefSeq, a predicted model, not a curated record
UAAAAUAAAACCCUUGCGUGUUGAUAUUGCUAUGGUUGGUUAAGGAGCUCGCAAUGUGGAUUAGUUGGCCUAAACAACAAUACCUACAAUAGUAUUAAACCCGGCCUCGUAACCCAACAUAUCCGACCUCAUCUGCCCAAGUAGCCAACAAAAAUUUCAAAUGCAUGAGGAAUGAUGCUGUCCCGGAUCAUUUUCUGCACGGCGGUUCUGUUGGCGACACUGGCAGUAAUCCUUUUGGCUUUGUUCUCGCCACUACCCAAAAGGAAGCCGUCGCCGCCGUGGCUCGACCUUUCCUUAUACAUUCAACAACCACACAACAACAACAACAACAUUGCAGGCUCAAAUAACGCUGGAAAACAACCGCAACCGGACAGCAGCGGAGGAGCGUUCAUCUUCCACCGGAUGCUCACCGAGGGACCCGAGAACACUUCCCGUGUGGUGGGGAAAGCGCAGGGAUUCAUAAUCCCCGUGGAGCACUUUGCCAACUCGGGAUUCAACAUAAUCUAUCUGACCUUCCACACGCCUCAGUAUUCUGGCAGCCUCAGCGUGGAGGCCAAGCAUGUUUCGCGCCAAGGCACGGAGGAGCUUACGGUGAUGGGGGGAACGGGGUCGUUUGCUUUUGCGAGAGGAGUUGCCGUUUUUGCUCAGACAACUGAUCAAGAUGAUCAGCAACCGCCAUCGGGGAAUGGGGUGGAUUAUGCCACUUAUCAUGUAAAGUUGCAGCUUAGAUUUCCCAACCAGUCUCGGACAGUUUUAGGAUGAAACUCUCAUGUGCACAGCACAGGUUUUGUUUUUGUAAUAUUUUCUCUGUAAUACGUAUUGAUUAACAAUAAUAAUUAUUUCUUGACGGGAGA